Schizosaccharomyces japonicus yFS275 is the source of this 2797-nucleotide messenger RNA. RefSeq names its product phosphatidylinositol 4-kinase Lsb6. Lineage: Eukaryota; Fungi; Ascomycota; Schizosaccharomycetes; Schizosaccharomycetales; Schizosaccharomycetaceae. The record is from RefSeq and is a predicted model, not a curated record. Bases 342 to 2270 code for a protein of 642 amino acids. The transcript has a single exon. Gene Ontology annotation, molecular function: 1-phosphatidylinositol 4-kinase activity; transferase activity; kinase activity. Gene Ontology annotation, biological process: phosphatidylinositol phosphate biosynthetic process. Gene Ontology annotation, cellular component: plasma membrane; vacuolar membrane; endosome.
UAUAGAUCUCACCCACCUCCUUAAUGAAGUAUCUUCCUCACAUCAUUGCUUUUCACCAUUCUUUAUAUAGUCUAGGUAUUAUAAAUUUCCGACAUUUGAAAAGUAAACAUUUCGCUUAUACGGCUUGCACGACUGCUCUUAUUCUAUGAGACGUUUCUACAACAAUACUACUGAUUACAUUUUCACCGAAACAUUCCACGUCCGAAUCAAGAAUUUCUGGUAGUCUCAUCGUGUCCACUACCAAGAGUGGUGAAUUGGCGAACAGAAUCGCCAGCAAGUCCAAGCUGAUUUCUAAUGUGAAUUUUGACCGUAAUACAACCAAGGAGAAAAUUAUUUGACACAUGUUGCUUCCAAAUUCUGCCUCUGGGGCUGUAGAAAACCAUUUCGCUUCAUAUCACCCAUUUCCAUUGAAACCAUUCCCCAAUGACGUUGAGACACCAGAAAGACGUCCGCUAGUGUUACACUUAUCAGAGUCUUCUACAGAGUUGUAUUCUCAAGGAACCGGACAUCAGGAAGAGCGCGAGGAAUGGCCUCUUACGGACUCUACUUCAGAAACUCAUUCUAUUCCUCCUGCGCCUACCAAUUCCACGCCAAAUACGAGUGAAGGCGAACGGAGUCCUCUUCUCACCAGCUAUCCGGUUCUCGAAAGAUGGGGAAAACAAUUGAUGGAAUCCCUGAAGCUGAAACGAAAAUCCCAUAAACGUUCGCAGAAAUCUAUACCCCCGAUAUUUUAUUCGGUUUUUACAGCACCUCCGAACCUGUUAGAUCUUCCCAACGUAGAGCUUACAUACCCGAAUCAUGGAUGCUACAAUCAACCAGAUUUCGCUCAAAAGCUUCGCUCCAUUCAACUUGCUAUUCGUCAGGGAGUGUAUCCACUACUCAUAAAAAAGGGAUCUUCUGGGUCGUAUUUUACAUUGGAAGAGAGCGGUGAAAUUAUAGGCAUCUUCAAACCUAAAAAUGAAGAACCUUAUGGCAGAUUGAAUCCCAAAUGGACAAAAUGGUUCCAUCGGACAAUGUUCCCUUGCUUCUUUGGUAGAAGCUGUCUUAUUCCCAAUCUGAGCUACAUAUCCGAGGCUGCUGCUUGUUUGUUGGAUCGUAGUCUUGGACUUCACAUUGUUCCUUACACGGAUAUUACGUGGCUUGCAUCUCCCACUUUUAACUAUGAUUAUUUUGAACGCAAAGCGUUUUUGUCUGGCAAGAAACCAUUGCCCGACAAAAUUGGCUCUUUGCAACUUUUUCUGCGGAAUUACCAUACCGCAUCCGAGUUCUUUCGCAUGCAUCCAGUCCCUAAAUCGAUGUUGAAUUCCUUAAGUGGGUAUGCGGCUUCCACCUCGAGUGAAGAAUCGUUUGCUGAAGAGGGCGAAUGGUAUACAAACUUCUGGAAUGAAGAGCUUUGCGAGCGAUUUUCACUCGAACUUGAAAAACUGGUACUUUUGGACUACCUAAUGAGAAAUACAGACAGAAAUAUGGAAAACUGGAUGGUUUCUCUUUGUUUUGAACCUGAAUGCCGGCAUCAAGAUGAUCCUAUUUCUAACCAUCAUUCACUUACUGAGGACGACUUACCCCAUUUUCAUAUUGGAGCCAUCGAUAACUCACUUGCGUUUCCUUACAAGCAUCCAGAUGAAUGGCGUUCCUAUCCUCACGGCUGGCUGACGCUGCCUUCUAUCUUUUUGAGAAAGCCAUUUUCGAGCUUUACUCGCACGGUCUUUCUAAACAAGCUCACCUCAAAGGACUGGUGGAACACUCUUUACGUUAAGAUGCGCCAGUUACAUAGUCAGGAUUCUGACUUUGAGGACAAAAUGUUUCGACGACAGUUUUCGUUAUUAAAAGGCCAAGCAUACAACAUUGUUGAGACAUUAAAGGUCCCUGGAAGCAAUGUGUACCACUUAUGUGAAUGCUCGCCGUUUUAUGUCGUGGAUGAGAUUGUUGAAAUAUCACUACCCGAUGCGGCUCUUGACGAAUUUCAGCACCCUACGCCUCCGAUUCAUUCGGUUGGUUACGGAAGUAUUCAAAUACCUGCUUUGCGAAACUAUGCCACAUUUUCCACUCCUUUUUCCACGUCUGCACCGACUCCUGCGCAUGGGUUUUCGAACUCAGAAACCAACCUGAAAGGCAUGAAGGAUGGAAAGGGGUCAAAAAAGGACUGGAAACGAAAACAUUCUCGAACAAAGAGCUGGAACACCGUGGCUUCAAGUAAGCCUGAACGACGUACUGUCAUCUUUGAGCGGUUAAAGCCCGUUUCACACUACCCAUUUUUUACGACUUGCUAAAUUCCAAAUGCUUUUAAGGCCACUAGACGUUGCCGUCUGUCACUGAUACCCUCGAGCUUUCUAACAUACCCUGCAUCUUCAAUGAUUUGUCCUCGGAUAUCCUUCCCGCUGCGAUUUCCUGUAUUCACAGUUUUCUUCAACGACCCAGGUUUGACACUGGAAACUCUUAUUUCAUUUUUCAUUAAUCCUUUCUUGACCAUACCCUGCGACUCAUACAUUCAAUUUUCAAUCUUUUGAUACGUCUAUCUUUUUCUCGUCUCGUCUUGUCUUUUAUUUCUUUUCUUUUUCUUUUCUUGUCUUUCAUUUUUUCUUCUUAACGCUUUAUGUAAUAAAACGUCCUCUACACUGGUCAAUGUAAUUUAAUAAAGCGUUGUAUUUCACUAAAAUUGCUUUCUUGUCAACAAGAAAAUUAAAAACUCGCCAUGAAUAGAACCACCCAUCCCGCUAAUGAUAGACGAUAAUUGCAUUAAAAUCAUAAUCAAAUCGUUUCAUUCCUUACUUCUACGUCUCAAAUCGGUCUCGUGGGU